Anopheles arabiensis is the source of this 8457-nucleotide messenger RNA. RefSeq names its product furin-like protease 2 (gene Fur2). Gene Ontology annotation, biological process: protein processing. The record is from RefSeq and is a predicted model, not a curated record. Lineage: Eukaryota; Metazoa; Arthropoda; Insecta; Diptera; Culicidae. The transcript has 18 exons. Gene Ontology annotation, cellular component: trans-Golgi network; Golgi membrane. Bases 1669 to 6207 code for a protein of 1512 amino acids. Gene Ontology annotation, molecular function: serine-type endopeptidase activity.
UUUUUGGAGCUGGGCAGCAGGUUCGCUAUGCCGCGCCGUGUUCACGCAUUCAUUCAGUGUUGGAACGCGUUCCGGUGCGGACACGGUGUGUCGAAGACGAUCGACAACGGCGAUAAACGGACGAACGAACGCGAGCUCGCGGUAGUGUGUUUUUUUUUUCGGUUUGUGUGUUGCGUUUACCUCGGGGGUGAGUGCGUGUUGCGUACCGCAAGUUGAUUCCCCUCCCCCUGGUUGGUGUUGCGUAUGUAGCGCACCUUAUACCUUGUGCUCCCUCCCCCCGCAUCGGCUCGAGACAACUUUUCCCUUCCGGUUCUUAGCUGCCCGGAGAAGCGGAAAUCGUGUGUCGCUUAAUCUGAUCGGCGGGUGUUGGAAAAGAAAAGUAAUAAAGAGCACUGAGACUGAGAGGCAACAGUUGCGGUCGUUCGGUGUGCGUAAUUUUGGGUCGCGUGACGACGGUGACGUGUGCAAGGAGAAGUAGCAGAUGACGCAUAGAAAUCAUUCGCAAUCGCUAGAAUCCGUCAUUCGACCCCGUGCGUGUGUGUACCGUUAAAGUGUGCGUUAUAAAUGGUGUGAGCUCUUACCCCGCCGGUGGGCUUUUGCUUUUGGUUGUUGCCAUUGCGAAGAGGCAGAUGCUCAAAAGCGACCCGCACGCGUCACUCCGUCGGGUGGGAAUUUAAAGUUGUGCAGUGGAAAAUUUGGCCGAAAAGGCCUACGCGUCGUAAAGUUCUUGCAAGUGGAAAGCUGAAGUGAUUGAAGAAAUACUCGAGCAUUAAAAUAGUAAAAGAAAAGGUGAAUUGUGAGCUUGUAUUUGUGCGUGACCGGGCGCGAAUGCACAAGCUCCUCUCUAGCUUCCAACGAGUACGUUGGUUUAGCUUAGUACGUGUACGUGAAGAUACGUGCGCUUCAAAUUUCACCUAAGUGUCAAUUUUAAAGGUACCGUACCUGCUUUGAUCUAGCUCGUUGCAGUGAAGCGUCUUAAAAAAAACCUCCGAAAGCUUCAUAUAUUCAAACGCCGUCUGUCGCGGAGUGUCAGUUGCAGAAUUGCCGUUUUGCCAACGCACCAAUAAGAACAGGUUCGUGUGUUGAAUCGUUACAUGUCAACUUCGGAUUCAAAUUUAACAUCCGCCAAUGAUGGAUUGAAGUUGCUGGCGAUAGGAAGUGACCGUGGCGAAUAAUUGCAAAAUAAUCGUGCAAAAUGAUGAAUUGAAAGCAAGCGAUGUACGCCUAAUGUGUCCGUGCUGCAGCAAAUGAUGGUCGGGUAAAACGAGCAGUAUCCGAAUCCAAGUGUGUGCCAUUGUUGGUGCGAUAGUGCGCACCCUUUUUUUGUUUCCUAGAACAGCACUAGCCACUACAGCGCCCCCCCCAAAUUCCCUAUAACCUUUUCAUAAUCCUCUGCACGAUCCUCUGCUCUCGCUUCCCAUUUGCUCUCCAUCGCGCAAUAGUUGUGCUGGGUGCGUGCUUUUCCCAGCUGAGUGGGUAGUGACGGGUGCGUGUGUGUGUGUGUGUGUGUGGUAAGUAAAAGAAAUCAGCCAGCGUUUAUGAGCGCGCUAAGUGUUCGCGACCGAGUAAACAACUGCCCAUCGCUACUCCGCCGCAAACGGUGUUGCUGCUGUCAGCCGUCCGUCGACCCGACCGCAGUCACCAGCUAGGACCUGCGAGGUGCACAAAAUGGCGGCACAGUCACUGCGGCCAUGCUACGCCAUCGCUAACCAGAGCCAUCGAAGGCAGCAGCAGCAAUCUGUUCACAGCCGGGCUCAACCCAGCAACAGUAUGGCGGGCGGCAGGUGGAUGCAGGUCGCCCUGGUGGCACUGGUAGUAGCGGUCGCCCUGCACCACCACGGUGUUGGCGCGUCGCCGAACGCAACCGUCGCUAAUGGAAGCGUUAAUGGGAAGCUUUCGGAGCGGCACAGUUACAACGCGAGCGCUAGCGAUGAUCUAAUUACGCCGGAUGAGAUCAACGCCGGGCUGCUCGAGUACGUUGCCGGCCCGCUGCCGCUGGCGGCGAUGGAGGCGGCCAAACCGAAGCGUGCCAAUGCGCGCCCGGCCGCCAUCUACAUGAACGAGUUCGCCGUCUACAUUCCGCGGGGCGCGGACGUUGCCGACUCCAUCGCUCACAAGUACGGAUUCAGCAACAUGGGACAGAUUGGUCCGCUAAAAGGAUACUAUCUGUUCCAUCACAAUCACGUGCGCAAACGCUCGGUAGACCGUAGCGAGGCGCAUCACAACGCCCUGAACACCGAGCCGGAGGUUCGAUGGGUCCAGCAACAGCACGAAAAGCCCCGCUUCAAGCGUGACUACAGCACGUUCGAUCAGGAUUUCGUGCGAUUUCCCGGCUUCCGGUCGCUAGUGUCCGGGACGCGCAUGGCGUACCGUGACACGAGCACCCACAACAUCUUUCCCGAUCCACUAUUCAAGGAACAGUGGUACCUGGUGAGUGCCAACGGUGGCGCCAAGGAUGGACCGGACAUGAACGUUGGACCGGCCUGGCAGAAGGGUUACACGGGCAAGGGCGUCGUCGUGUCCAUCCUGGACGACGGCAUCCAGCGCAACCAUCCGGAUCUGGCUCUCAACUACGACCCGGCCGCAUCGUACGACAUUAACGGCAACGACUCGGACCCGAUGCCGCGCGAUAACGGUGACAACAAGCAUGGCACGCGGUGCGCCGGGGAGGUAGCGGCCGUCGCCUUCAACCAGUACUGUGGGGUCGGCGUGGCGUACAACGCAAGCAUUGGUGGCGUCCGGAUGCUGGACGGCACGGUAAACGAUGCGGUGGAAGCGAAGGCACUCGGCCUCUAUCCGGACCACAUCGAUAUCUACAGCGCGUCUUGGGGCCCGGAAGACGACGGCUCGACGGUGGAUGGGCCGGGCCCGCUGGCACGCCGUGCCUUCAUCUUCGGUGUGACGAGCGGCCGGCAGGGCAAGGGUUCGAUCUUCAUCUGGGCGUCCGGUAACGGGGGCCGCUACACCGACAGCUGCAACUGCGACGGCUACACCAACUCCAUCUUUACCCUCUCGAUCUCGAGCGCCACCCAGGGCGGCUACAAGCCCUGGUAUCUGGAGGAGUGCUCGUCUACUCUAGCGACCACCUACAGCUCGGGCACGCCCGGGCACGACAAGAGCGUCGCGACCGUCGACAUGGACGGUUCGCUGCGCCCGGAUCGCAUCUGCACGGUGGAGCACACGGGCACGUCGGCCUCGGCCCCGCUGGCGGCCGGUAUAGCGGCGCUGGCGCUCGAAGCCAACCCGGCCCUGACCUGGCGCGACAUGCAGUAUCUGGUGGUGCUGACGUCACGGUCCGAUCCGCUCGAGAAGGAGCCGGGCUGGAUACUGAACGGCGUGAAGCGCAAGGUGAGCCACAAGUUCGGCUACGGCCUGAUGGAUGCCGGCGCGAUGGUCAGCCUGGCGGAGCAGUGGACGACCGUGCCGUCGCAGCACAUCUGCAAGUCGCGCGAAAUCAACGAGGACCGACCGAUCGAGGUGUCCGUCGGCUACACGCUCCAGACGCACAUGGACGUGAACGGAUGCGCCGGCACGGUGAACGAGGUGCGCUUCCUCGAGCACGUGCAGUGCAAGAUCACGCUGCGGUUCUUCCCGCGCGGCAACCUGCGCAUCCUGCUGACCUCGCCGAUGGGCACGACCUCUACGCUGCUGUUCGAGCGGCCGCGCGACAUCACCAAGUCCAACUUCGACGACUGGCCGUUCCUGAGCGUGCACUUCUGGGGCGAGCGGGCCGAGGGCCGCUGGACGCUGCAGAUCCUGAACGGGGGGCCGCGCCGCGUCAGCCAGCCCGGCAUCCUAUCCAAGUGGCAGCUCAUCUUCUACGGCACCCAGACGAACCCGAUCCGGCUCAAGUCGGAGGGCACGCGGACGGCCGGUGCGGCCGGCUACUCCGGCCUCAAUCCGUUCGUGUUUCCCACGGAAACCGAUCUGAACCAGCAGGCGGGUGCGCUUGGUGGGGCCGGCGCCGGCUACUACCAGUCGGCCGACCUCUACAGCAACUUCAUGAACUACCCGAACCUGUUCAGCGGGGCGGGCAGCGGCAUCGACAAGACGGUGGCCACGCUCAACGGGCACAACAUACCGACGGCUCAGCGCGAGAACGUGAUGGCCGACUCGAACAACAAGCUGGUGGUGCUGCACGACUGCGACCCCGAGUGCGACCAGCAGGGCUGCUACGGCAAGGGCCCGACGCAGUGCGUUGCCUGCAAACAUUACCGGCUGGACAAUACCUGCGUCAGCCGGUGUCCCCCGAGGAGCUUCCCGAACCAGGGCGGCGUCUGCUGGCCGUGCCACGAGUCGUGCGAAACGUGUGCCGGCGCCGGCCAGGACAGCUGCCUGACGUGUGCGCCCGCCCACCUGUACGUUACCGAUCUGGCCGUCUGUCUGCAGGUCUGCCCGGAGGGCUACUACGAAAACUACGAUAAUCGAACGUGUGUGCCGUGCGAGGCCAACUGUGCCUCCUGCCAGGAUCGGCCCGAUUACUGUACGAGCUGUGAUCAUCAUUUAGUUAUGCAUGAGCACCGCUGUUACGCCGCCUGCCCGAAGAACACCUACGAAACGGAGGAUUACAACUGCGCCGAUUGCCAUCCGUCCUGUGCCACCUGCAACGGGUCGUCGGAGAGCCAGUGCAUCCUGUGCCGGGCCGGCCGGUUCGCGCACGAGGGCCGCUGCCUGAACGCGUGCCCGGACGGUUACUACGGCGACAAGAAGCGGCACGAGUGCAUCGCCUGCCCGCACGGAUGCGCCACCUGCGGCAAUGGAGCGGUCUGCAUCACCUGCCACGACAACUGGACCAUGAACCGGAAAGGGAAAUGCAUCGCCAACGGCAACAACAACUGCGACGAAUCGGAAUACUUUGAAAACGGCCACUGCCACCCGUGCCACUCGACGUGCGAAACCUGUACCGGGCCGACGGAGAACGAGUGCCUGACCUGCGCCUCGAACCUGCUGCUCCAGGGCGCGCGGUGCGUGAACGUGUGCGACGAGGGCUACUACAUGGAGGUGGGCGUCUGUGCCAAGUGUCUGCACACCUGCACCCAGUGCGUGUCGCGCAUGAACUGUACCGCCUGCAUGAAGGGUUUGCAGCUGCAGAGCGGCGAAUGCCGCACCACGUGUGCCGAUGGCUACUACAGCGAUCGUGGCACCUGUGCGAAAUGCUAUCUGAGCUGCCACACGUGCAGUGGGCCGCGCCGGAACCAGUGCGUCCAGUGCCCGGAGGGAUGGCAGCUGGCCGGUGGUGAAUGUUUCCCCGAGUGUCCGGAAGGGUUCUUCAAGACGAAGUUCGGCUGCCAGCGCUGCCACCAUUACUGCAAGACUUGCAACGGAGCUGGCCCGCUGGCCUGUACGACCUGUCCCGCGCACAGCAUGCUGCAGAACGGGCUGUGCAUCGACUGUCUCGCCUCGCAGUACUACGAUCCGCCGACGCAGACAUGCAAAACGUGCCACGAGUCGUGCCGGACGUGCAGCGGCCCCGGACAGUUCUCCUGCCUCACCUGUCCCUUCCCGCUGCACCUAGACCGACUCAACCAUCAAUGUGUGCCUUGCUGUGCGGCGGACGCAUCGCCCGACGAUCAAAGCUGCUGCCACUGCGACAAAGCGACCGGUGGCUGUAUUAACGCAUCGCCCGCCGGCAAGCGACGCAUCGGUGCCGAGCAACAGUUGCUGCAGUUCGGCGAGGAGAGCGGUGCACCGGCCAUACCCGGCGAUGGCGGGGCAACGAUGCCCGGUCAGGCGGCGGGCCGGGCCUGGCAGCAGUUCCUAACUAGCACGUCCACGCCGACGCUGAUGGUGGUCGCCGUGUCCGGCUGCCUGCUAAUUGUUACCCUGUUUGUAGUGAUAUUUACCGUUUUACAGAAGCGUAGCCAAACGAUGUACACUGGAAUAAAGUAUAAUAAAUUAGGCAAGAAAGCGGCGUCGGGCCGAACCACCAGGAUAUCGAUACCGGCCGAUGGCGAUGAUUUACUGGAACCAAUUGUAAAUAACGAUGAGGAUGAGGAGGAGGAGGAGCAGAACGGCGACGACGACGACGACGAUGAUGAGGAUGAGUCUGGCCAAUCGGGCGCGGAUGGUGGGGAGGAAGAAAGGCACCAACGACGUGGUGGAGGACGUGGCGCUCGCUUUGACAGCCGGAGGUCAACCGCAGCGAUGGCGACCGCCGCCCGAGGGAAGCGGACGUUCCGGUAUGCGCCCACCGCCCACCGGACCUAGGCUGUUACGCGUGGCUGGAUGGAUUUGGAAGCGAAAUGAACACAAUUUUACAUCCCUCCAUCCCCAUUCCUCCUCAAACAAACGGUCCCCUUCCCUACCGUUCUCCUUCUGCACUUUCAUCUUCAACCAGCAACCAGCGACCCCCCCUUGUAUCAUCCAUUCAAAUGAUAAUGGCCCUAACAAGGAGUGUGCGUGUGUUUGUGUGUGUGGCAUAGAGAAGCGUGUGUGAGCAAUGUUGGCAUGUGUGUCGCGAAAAUGUUUGCCUGUGUGUGUGUGUGUGUGUGCGUGUAUGAUGAAUACGUUUUUGAGUGUGCAUGUGAUUAUGGAAAAUUGGUCACCGGGAAAAAAACGGACAUUUAAUCAAGCGAAAGCCAACCAAAAACCCGCGCAGCGGAAAACCGCGGCAAACGGCUGGAUCGGCAGGGCUUACCACUGACGGCUGACAGGUGAGGGAACGAACGGAGUGUCGGGGGUGCGUAGUCGCCAUUCAUCAUUAGUUGCAUUGCAGCGCGGUUGCGUGGAAACGGCCGUUCCCUUUCCACCGUGUGACUGAUGCGGGAAAGCUGAAAUUUUAUCUUUUUUUUUUUCGUUAGCACUUUGAUCCUAGGUUGCAUGAAAACAAAAGGGAGGAGGUGUUUCGGGGGGUUUAAGAUACGUGAGAGGGAAAUGGAAUUUAACGCAAAGGUGGUCCUGCGGUGGCUUUCCCGCUCUUUACCAUGGUUCCUUGCAUUUUCAGCAGCAAACGGGCGUGAUUUUAAGCGAAUUUUCUGCCCUUUUUUGUUUGGUUUGGACUUACUUUGUGCUUUCGCUUUCUGUUCUGUUUGAACACUAUUACUAUACUUUCUUUAUUUGUACAAUAGAAUGGCCUUUUACAUCCAUUUUCCCCCUGUUUUAUUUUCUUUCCUUUUUUUUUAUUCAUUUUUACAUAAUGUUUCGUAUCUUAUUUUUUUCUUUUCUUACUCUUACAUCCUUAUCCUUCAUAUUAUCUCUUAUUUCAUUGGAAUGUCUUAUCCAUUGUUUCUCAUUCUCUCUUGACAAUUCUCUUUCGUUUUACUAUUUUCUUUACACUUUUCUACGUUUCUACAUUACAUUUCUCUAUCUAUUCCACAAUUAAGACAUUGUUUUUUAUCUUAUUUUUUUAUCAAUCCCUACCAAGUUCCAACCCUUUUCCACCCAUUUUUCAACCGCCUAAUAUUUUCUGAACGCGUUUAAUUAAUUUUGUACGAAUGUGCGCGUGACUAUGUAUGCCACCAAUGGUUAACAGCAUGUGAGCGUGAAUGUGAAUCUGGUGUUGUCCGUGAGUAGGAAACGAAAUCAAAAAUCCCUUUCAAUUCAAGCGCACAAACGCAAACACAUCAUGUGUGUGUGUGUGGAUUGGUACAUGAAAAUGCAACUAAAGUGCGGAGACAGAAACGAAAGAAGUUAGGGAAUAUUAUAUAUAUAUACAGAUAUAUACAACUAAACUUAAAUAGAUAUAUAUUGAACUAUACAUAUUUUUUAUUUUGAAAAAGUGCGUCCCACGAAGGACAGGAGGGACACCGUUGGCAGCGGGAGUUCAGUGGAAAUGCUUAAAACGGGAAAGGGGAAAAGGAACAUGAGCAGUCGCGUCGAGAGAGUGGAAGAGAAAAGUGUUUCGCAAAGUGUUGCUAGCAGGUGACCCGGCGGAAAGGAAGUGGAAGAGGCAAACAAAAAAGAAACUCUUUUUAAAACACGAACCAUCCCCAUCCCCGCUCCAUCCUGCAUCUUUGCAGCGUUGUGGCACGUUGUGUACAGGAAGCCCCAUUCAGCAGCCCCGGUUAGCGGCGGCAUAAGCGACGGUGUAGCAAAGCAAGGGCCAAGGAACAAAAGUUCUUGGAGUUUAAAAGGAAAACGAGGCGAGAGGAAUGGGUAGCAUUUUCCACUGGGAGUUGAUGAAAAGUGGAGGAGGCAGGGGUAUAACAUGCAUCGUUGAAACAACGUGAAAAACACUCGCAUUAAAAACACAAACACACACACACAGCAGCCACAUUGAAGAAACCGAACGUGAAACGAUUGUGUCCGGUACGUUUUUCGGGGGGAAGGGGUAAAGCCAAACCGAAACUGUUGCAUGGGGAGGGGGGCAGAAGGUGCGACAUGCAAGAAUGUAAAUUAGAAAACAAAAACAACAACAAAUGUGGAAGGAAAAGAAAACAGGGGUGAUAUGGUGUUAAGCUAGAUAAAUUUAAUUAUGUUUUUAAGUUAAGCAGAUAAAUAAACGUAAAGAAAAACAAA